CCCUUUAUUAGUAAGGUAAUACAUAUAUGGUCAUCGUCCACACUGUCAUAUUUCCCUUAUUUGCCAUGUGGAUUAACAUUUAACUGUAUGUCCAAAUUUGGACUGAUCAUAGGAACAUAGCCAAUCAAGUAUAAAAUAUACAAUACUUACAUUGAGUGUGAGUUGACUUUAAAUGACUAGAUCUACAUCAUCAUGGCACAUGGUAAUAUACUGCACCAUUUAAACCCAAAAAAUAACCCAUCAAGGGACACAGUGGAUCUACGGAUAUAACCCUAACCCUCAUUUUCUGCUCAAAACAGCAAAAAUGGAAAAACCUGGCAAAAACAUUACCUUGAUAUUUUAAACCUUGAUAAAAUGAAAUAACAAAGCAUUUUUAUAACCAGAACAAUGAGUUAGACUCAGCAGCAGCCUUACAUUCUUAUCAACCAUUUUAAUGAUUCUUCUUUGCAAGUUUGUUGAGGACCAAUGUGGCUUGAGAGGUGAAACCAAGUGCCAAGAUUGUUCACAGUGUUUAGAUUAUUUUAUUGAGUUCCUCAAAGUAACUGCACAACUGUACUCCAAAAGCUGUGACUCAUCCCAUUCUGUCACCGAUGACAGUUCUGCAUUAUCUUGCUGUUUAAUCAGUUUUCAUCACGACACAGGCAUACACAAAGCAAACCUCCGACAUGCAAAGCGACUACUUUAGUUAUAUUCAAAUUUCAAAUUCAUCCCUCAUAGGGCUCACAAAUAGGGAGUGAUCCAGAUGUGCCCUACGCUACCAUUUUUCAUACUCAACAUGCAGCAGCCCAUCAGCAGAAUGAUAUUCCUGGAGAGAGUGUGACAUACAGUACCAUUGUAAUAAAGGAUAGUGUGCGACACAUGACUGAACCAUUAGAUGGAAGUGUGAUCUACAGCACACUACACACUAAAACUGAAUAAGUGCCUAUUUGCAGAAAAGGGGGGGAGGACAUUAAUCCUGAGAGCAUGGCAACACUGAUGAAGUCAUUCUAUGUGCACUUCAUUAGUAGUAUCUUUCAACAUUUUGGAUAAAUCAAUCAACCCUACAGUUUGUAUCAGAGAUCUGUAAGGUAAAAGUGUUAUUUUGCGUAUUUUGCACUGACAGAUGGACACAUUGAGUAAAAGCAACAGUUUAAAUAUUAACCAAAAGCAGAUCAGAGGCCACUAAAAUUAACCAAAUUAAGGAAGUGUCAAGGAGUGCUCUUGGUGCAACUUCUCCUACCAUGAGUUGACAUUUUGACAUUGAAGACUAUCAUUAACGUGAGAGAACCUUAAAGACACAGUUCAACCCAAAAUAAAUAAAUAAAAAAGACAUUUUCCCUUUACCUGUGAUGCUAUUAUUAAUCUAGAUUGUUUUGGUGAGAGUUGCUAAAUGUUGAAUAACUUGGAGGUGUUGUGUAAUAUUUCGCAAAGUAAGAAACAGCAGUCUCAAAGAAAUGGAAAUGAACAAUGUGACAAGUCUUGCUCGUCAUUAUUGUGCAAAUAAAAACAGACAAUUUAAAAUUAUAAAUCAUUGCUAUUAUUAUUAACUCAAGCAUUUUUAAUUUGUUUGUUUUUACUUGAUAUUUGUUUUAAUGAAUGUAAAACACUUCACUCAGAAUAAGCGUAACUGCCCUGAAAGGAAGAGGAAGAGAGAUUUUAACAGUUGCAAUGCAUGUUUAGGAAAAUCAGGAAGUAGAAAAUUAGUCUGUCAGUGCAUCAGUCGGUGAUGUAUUUUGUCCGACCCUGCUCACUCACCGACAUGGAUGUUCCUCUCAGAGUUCUUCUCAUCAUCACCGGACUCACAGGAAUUCACAGCAUAACUACAGUCAGUAAAGUGUCAGUAAAGGCUGGAAAAUCAAUCUCUAUCCCAUGUCUCUAUGACUCAAAAUAUAGAAAACAUGUGAAAUACUUGUGUGAAGGAUAUUCGUGGCGCUCCUGCGAUUAUGUUAUUAAUACAAACGAACACAAUUCAGGAAGGAUUUCAAUCUCUGAUGACAAAAUCCAAAGAAUCUUCAAUAUGACUGUAAAUAAUCUGAGGAAUGAAGACACUGGUGAUUACUGGUGUGCUGUGGAGAUCAAUGAUGGGCCUGAUAUCCACGAGUAUUUUCAUCUGUCAGUCACCAGCGGUACACCAAAUCUCUAUGUGGAUCAUCAGGAGAUUACAGGAUCUAAAGGAAAAGAUAUAACCAUCAAUUGCUACUAUCGUAACCGUGGUAAGAAGAGCUGGUGCAGGCUGGGCAGCUCCUGUGUGACGACUGGAUCCUCUGGAUUAAUAGAUGGAACAAAAGUUUCCGUCAAUGCAAAGGAUCGCAAUGUUUUCACUGUGACUAUGAGUGGACUGAGGACAGAGAGCAGCGGCUGGUACCAGUGUGUUAAAGGAGACUUACAGAUGCCUGUGCAUGUAACUGUUACUGAGCCAACUGUUACUGAGCCAUCUACCACAACCACUCUUGCAACAACAAGCACCACCUUAUCACCCACUACUGAGUCUGUGAAUCUCACCUCUGUUUUUGCAGACCGCACACUUACCACAGUUCAGGAUGAACAGCAAAGUGGUUCUGCUAAACUAAAGAAAUUCAUCAUCCCUUUGAGUGUGUUGGUCUUCACUGUAAUGUUGACCUUGUUCAUCUGGUUCAUGUUGAAAAGACACAAGCAGACCAAAUCAGCAUCAUCAGCCAUGACAGAGGCUGAAGAGGAAGUAACGUACAGUAAAGUUGAGCACAUAAGGAAUACUUCAAACCAGAGGACAAAGGCUGAGAGAGAUGAGGACGUGACGUAUAGCUCUGUGGUUAACAAGAGACAACAAAGUGGCCAAAGGGUUGAAGUAAAUGACGACAAUGUUACGUACAGUAAUGUUGAGCACAUAAGGAAUACUUCAAGCCAGAGGACAAAGGCUGAGAGAGAUGAGGACGUGACGUAUAGCUCUGUGGUUAACAAGAGACAACAAAAUGGCCAAAGGGUUGAAGCAAAUGAAGACAAUGUUACGUACAGCACAUUGGCUUAGCAUCAGUGCAGCUUAGCACACGUUACCACGGUUUGUUCCACCUUUGUCCUACUUUAUCCUGUUCUGCAUACAUUUCAAAGAAGCAUAUCCUGUUUGUUUGCUAUGUUUUCCACAACACCAUUGACAACCCGAGUCUUGGGUCUAACUGUUGUAUUAUUUAGUAGCCCUAAAGGUCACAUAAGUAUGUUAUCUUGACACAUUGUGCAGGGUUUCCAUGUGUCCAAAAAAUUUGAAAUUCAUCUUGUCAAAUGUGUUGUAUCUAUCCAUGUGUCAAAUGUCAAUGUGUCUUACUUACUGUACUGUAUCUCAUAUAAACGAAGCUACUUCUUAAAUAUGAGCUUUUUUCUAUGAUUAUAUUUUCUGUCCUACUUUCAAUGUCUCACACAUCUCCUCCCAUCACAAAUCCAAAAUCUUAACAUCAUAAAUGUUGCAGCAAGUGGUUAAUGUUGUGAAACUGUGGCAGUUAGGUAAAUGCAACAAGACGACUUGAUUAGGAUUUGAAAAACAUUAUGGUCUGGCUUAAAAUACGUCUCUUGCUCUGAUUGUUUAAUUAUGACGCGGAUGGAUCUACUUUGGGGUUAGUUGAAAGCCUGUGGAGUCUAACACAAACGCUAACUCAUGAUCCUCAUGUGAAAAAGGGGCAUGAUGAAGAGUGGUCUUAGUUAACUAAAUUAAAGGACAAAUUAAUGUAAAAGACUAUCUUUUUUCCAAGGAUAUGACAAAACAACAUUUGAUUUGCUCUUUCUUUUAAAGACCCAAUGUUCUCCAUCUUUUG
Messenger RNA from Anoplopoma fimbria (sablefish), 3758 nucleotides. Its product is annotated as polymeric immunoglobulin receptor-like. The transcript is spliced from 13 exons. The coding region runs from base 1706 to 2983 and encodes 425 amino acids. The record is from RefSeq and is a predicted model, not a curated record. NCBI's taxonomy places the organism in Eukaryota, Metazoa, Chordata, Actinopteri, Perciformes, Anoplopomatidae.